CGCGCCGAUCCAUGAAAAUGCUCUGGAAGCUGACGGAUAAUAUCAAGUAUGAGGAGUGCGAGGAGCGCCACGACAGCAGCAGCAACGGGACGGCGCGGCUGCCGCAGCUGGGCGCCGUGGGGCAGCCGCCCUACACGAGCGCGCCGCCGCUCUCGCACACGCCCAACGCCGACUUCCAGCCGCCCUACUUCCCGCCGCCCUACCAGCCCAUCUACCCGCAGUCGCAGGACCCCUACUCGCACGUGAGCGACCCGUACAGCCUCAACGCGCUGCACGCCCAGCCGCAGCCGCAGCACCCGGGCUGGCCGGGCCAGCGGCAGGGCCAGGAGCCGCCGCUGCUGCACCCGCACCGCGGCCUCCCGCCGCAGCUCUCGGGCCUCGACCCGCGCCGCGACUACCGCCGCCACGACGAGCUGCUGCACGGCCCGCACGGGCUGGGCGCCGCGCUGCCCGACCUGCCCCUGCACGCCAUCCCGCACGCCAUCGACGACGUGCCGCACGUAGAAGACCCCGGCAUUAACAUCCCGGACCAAACGGUAAUUAAGAAAGGCCCCGUGUCCCUCUCCAAGUCUAACAACAACGCCGUCUCCUCCAUCCCCAUCAACAAGGACACGCUCUUCGGCGGGGUGGUGAACCCCAACGAGGUCUUCUGCUCGGUGCCGGGCCGCCUCUCGCUGCUCAGCUCCACCUCCAAGUACAAGGUCACGGUGGCGGAAGUGCAGCGGCGCCUCUCGCCGCCCGAGUGCCUCAACGCCUCCCUGCUGGGCGGAGUGCUGCGGAGGGCGAAGUCUAAAAAUGGAGGGAGAUCUUUGAGAGAAAAACUGGACAAAAUAGGAUUAAACCUGCCAGCCGGGAGACGCAAAGCUGCUAAUGUUACCUUGCUCACGUCGCUAGUGGAGGGAGAAGCAGUACAUCUAGCUAGAGAUUUUGGGUACGUUUGUGAGACAGAAUUUCCUGCCAAAGCAGUAGCUGAAUUUCUCAACCGACAACAUUCCGAUCCAAACGAGCAAGUCACAAGAAAAAACAUGCUUCUAGCUACAAAACAGAUUUGUAAAGAGUUCACCGACCUGCUGGCUCAGGACCGAUCUCCCCUGGGCAACUCGCGGCCCAACCCCAUUCUGGAGCCRGGCAUCCAGAGCUGCCUGACCCACUUCAACCUCAUCUCGCACGGCUUCGGGAGCCCCGCGGUGUGCGCGGCCGUCACCGCCCUGCAGAACUAUCUCACCGAGGCGCUCAAGGCCAUGGACAAAAUGUACCUCAGCAACAACCCCAACAGCCACACGGACAACAGCACCAAAAGCGGCGACAAAGAGGAGAAGCACCGAAAGUGAGGACCCCCCCAGCUCCUCUCCCUGCCCCCAGGUAGCCACCGCUCCGUGCAGCUCCCUCCUGCCUCUCCCUGCAGCCCGUGCCCCAGGAACGGAACGGAACGGAACCGGGCUCCUCCUGGCCAGCCCGUUCUCUGACUUCCAGGCCUGCUCUGCCCUCUGCCCACAGCCCCCGGCACCCUCAUUUCCACGUGCUCCCGGCGAACUCGCUCCUCUCCCCAGCACUGCCGUUGUUUUACCCUGCUCUGGAGCCCCAGAGAACAGGACGGGGGGAUGGAGCCAGCAAAGAAAAAAAGUUCUGUCUUGAGUUUGUGAACUUUUUUUUUAAAUAAAACAAAAGGAGGAAAAAAAAACAAAACAAAAAAGGACUCUUUUUCUAAAAAUAUAUUAAAAAA
This is a messenger RNA of Nothoprocta perdicaria, 1723 nucleotides long. It is a transcript of the gene TFAP2A, whose product is annotated as transcription factor AP-2 alpha. The transcript has 7 exons. The record is from RefSeq and is a predicted model, not a curated record. Bases 12 to 1331 code for a protein of 439 amino acids. Gene Ontology annotation, cellular component: nucleus. Gene Ontology annotation, biological process: regulation of cell population proliferation; regulation of transcription by RNA polymerase II; anatomical structure development. Gene Ontology annotation, molecular function: DNA-binding transcription factor activity, RNA polymerase II-specific; RNA polymerase II transcription regulatory region sequence-specific DNA binding. Lineage: Eukaryota; Metazoa; Chordata; Aves; Tinamiformes; Tinamidae.